AUGGCCACUAAACUGUCUCCGACAGAUUUAGAGAGUAGUCACUUGGGAUAUGCUAAUGAAGAGGAAUUCAAAGUUUUAGCCAUUGACGCUUUAGUAGAUACUAAUUGGAGGAGUCCAAUUAUUAAUUAUCUUAGGGACCCCUCAUUAAACAUAGAUAGGAAGACCAAGUACAGAGCUUUGUCUUAUGUUUUGGUGGGAAAUGAACUAUUUAAGAAAACUCCUGAAGGCAUUUUAUUGAAGUGUUUGGGCGAAAAUGAGGCAUACUUGGCAUUAGCUAGCGUUCAUAGUAGAGCUUGUGGGGCACACCAAGAAGACCAUAAAAUGAAAUGGUUGCUUUUCAAAUAUGGGAUGUAUUGGCCCACCAUGUUAAAGGAUUGUAUAGAGUUCGCUAAAGGUUGUCAAGAAUGUCAAAUACACGCAGGAAUUCAACAUGCUCCUGCAAGUGAGCUUCAUACUCCAUUUUCCGGGCUUCUUCGACGUGUCGAAUGCCAGUUUAAAUUUCUACAAUUAAGUCCUGGCUAUCGAGUUUGCGGAUUUCGUCCUGACGAUUCUUUGCAAUUUGUAUCUUUUGUUGAAGUGAAGAUAUCUCCUGCUUCCAGGAUUUAA
Molecule: messenger RNA, 606 nt
Organism: Vicia villosa (hairy vetch)
Lineage: Eukaryota; Viridiplantae; Streptophyta; Magnoliopsida; Fabales; Fabaceae
Exons: 2
Coding region: 1-606 (201 amino acids)
Source: RefSeq, a predicted model, not a curated record